AUGCUCCCCUUAGCUUCCCUAGUAUUUCUCCUCACGUCCGUCCGGGCUGUCCCAGAAGCAUUCUCGCCUCAUCCUUCGUCGCAGGCUGUGCUCUCCUCCAACGAUGUACAUCAUGACCUCCAGGAGAUACCAAAGUCGUUUGACUUUUGUCCUCCGGUCGACCGCAUUCCGCACCAGUUCCCUUACAUAGGGCCGGACUAUAGAUGGUCGGACAAGACGGUGUUGGACGUCCUCGCGUCUCUCGAGCAGACUCGUUCCUUUGCCGAUGCGGUGCGGCCGUUCGACGACUUGGUCUCGCGACUGAGUGACCCGGACGUGAACACUACCGUCUGGGCUGCGGCCGUUGCGGCCGACUCGGCCAUCCCUGAGUGGUGUCAAGGCCAAGCCAUCCGUGAGUGUCUGGCGUACCAUAUCUCUCCUCACUGGGUGCCGACAAUUAGGGAGUUGUCCAUGCCAAACACGCCGACGCUGUUGCGGCCCAGCACAUUGAAUGGCGAGGCACGAAUCCACAUCAGCUUGUCCGUACUGGAUCGUGCCACAGGGGAAGUCGCCCUGAUGGUCAAUCGACACUCUCGAGUCGUCCAACACGACAUCAUGGCCCGCAACGGGGUCGUCCAUGUCGUGGACUCGUACUUUCCGCCGCUGGUGCCCAUGAUGACGUUCAUCGACUCCUCCCUCACAAACGAAGGGGGCUACAGCCUGAUCCGCCGGGCGGUACAGCACGCCGACUUUGCGGGAGAACUGGAACGGGCACAGCUCUACGGGGCGACGUUCUUUGUCCCCGAUGAUGCAGCCUUUGGCGAACUCGACCCGCCAUAUUUGGAGUUCUUGUUCCGUGACGAGGGAAGGGAUGUCCUCAAGACACUUCUCAGGGGUCACUUGGUGCCGAAUCGGACGUUGUUCUCCAAUGCGUUCUACGACGCAGACAGAGCAGCAGCAGCGUCAUCCAAAACUUCCAACUCGAUGGAGACACAUUCUCGGGCCAAAGAUGCUGACGUCAAGGGAUCGUGGUACUCGUAUCAAGUCAGCCCUUCUCGCAAUAGCUCUGAGGUCCAGUCCCGGUCCCAGUCCCAGUCCCAACCGGGUUGCUACAGGGUGCCCUGGGGCCAUCGCCAGUUUCUUCUGGAAACGCUGCGACCCAGUGAGGAACUGACGGUCGACAUUGCCAGAGCUGGGGGGUUCAUGGAUCUCCGGGUACGAGGAUCAGCGGGGAAUGGCGGCGCGCGAGCCAGGGCCAAGGUCAAGACCGCCGACUUUCUCUGCAGUGACGGCGUUGUGCAUGUAGUGGAUAGAGUAGUUCUUUGA
This is a messenger RNA of Fonsecaea nubica, 1305 nucleotides long. RefSeq lists its product as hypothetical. The record is from RefSeq and is a predicted model, not a curated record. The coding region runs from base 1 to 1305 and encodes 434 amino acids. The transcript has a single exon. Lineage: Eukaryota; Fungi; Ascomycota; Eurotiomycetes; Chaetothyriales; Herpotrichiellaceae.